Messenger RNA from Hypanus sabinus (Atlantic stingray), 7385 nucleotides. It is a transcript of the gene p4htmb, whose product is annotated as prolyl 4-hydroxylase, transmembrane b. NCBI's taxonomy places the organism in Eukaryota, Metazoa, Chordata, Chondrichthyes, Myliobatiformes, Dasyatidae. Gene Ontology annotation, molecular function: procollagen-proline 4-dioxygenase activity; iron ion binding; L-ascorbic acid binding. The transcript has 9 exons. Bases 541 to 1947 code for a protein of 468 amino acids. Gene Ontology annotation, biological process: peptidyl-proline hydroxylation to 4-hydroxy-L-proline. The record is from RefSeq and is a predicted model, not a curated record. Gene Ontology annotation, cellular component: endoplasmic reticulum.
UUUCCUUGCUAUGGAGCUGGUGUUGAGGGACCAGGUGAGAUUCUCCGCCAGGUGAACACCAAGAAAUUUGGUGCUCUUAACGAUCUCUACCGAGGAGUCAUCGAUGUUCAACGGUGAGUGGUCUUGAUCCAAAACCUCAGAAACUGUCCAUUCUCCUCCACAGAUGCUGCCGGACCUGCUCGAGUUCCCCCAGCCAUUUGUGUAAUUUUCUCCAGAUUGCAGUACAAUAUCUGCAGCCUCUCAUGCCCAGAGACUCCAGCUGGUUGUGUUGCUGCGGCAGAGAGGCCCAACCCACAAGCCCCUCCCACACGUUCGUUAGCCCCGCCUUUUCGCCCAGGUCCCGCCCCCUAAGCUAUCCCAUGAUUGACGGCUCUAACAGCACGUGUGCAGACGGACGCGAUGACGUCGAGACGCACCCCCCCGACUGUCGCGAGCCGGUUUUGAAAGUAGGGACCGGGCGGGCGGCUGGACGGAGGGGGGAGGGGCGGAGCGGACGGUUGCCGAGUGAAGGCGGGGCUAUUUAAAUACUGCGACGGCGCCAUGUCUCAGAAGGACAGCGUGUGCUCGCGUUCCUACUUCGUGGUUGUCAUGGUGUUUGUGCACGUUUAUAUCCUGAAUGUGUUGGCCUUGCUGCUGUACGUGUACUACACCAGUGAGAACGCGCACUCGCCGGAGAGCGGCGCGUCCCCGACGCCCGGGCAGGACGUGAGCCCGCGGCAAGAGGUGUCGGAGCCGGAGCGCGCGUCCAACCUGCAGCAGGACUCGGGGUUCGGUCGCCUGCACCGCUUGGAAGGCAUCAAGGUUGGGCAUAUGCAAAAAGUGGAUCUUGUUCCUAACAAGGUACACUACUUGAAAACGCUGAGCCUAAAGCCACUUCUGUUUGAGAUUGCAAAUUUCCUUUCAGAGGAAGAAUGUAAACUGGUUAUCCACCUAGCAAAAUUAAAGGGACUUCAGGAAAGCCAGAUUAUGCCAUCUGACCUUCAACAAGAAGCCAUUGAUGAGAUGGACAUUAGUAAGGAGGAAAUCUUCAACCUACUUGAUUAUAACCAAGAUGGACAGCUGCAGAUGAAAGAGGUUUUGACUCAUACACGUUUUGGUGAUGGUGUCUGGAUUACUCCUGAAAAUAUUCGAGAGAUCUACACAGGACUUAAGGCUGACCCUGAUGGGAAUGGUUUGCUAAGCUUGGAGGAAUUUAAGCAACUUAAUACAAAUGCUUUCCAAACAUACUUGCGACAGCGUGGGGUGAAAAAGACCGAGUUAGUUCGCAACAGUAAACACACGUGGCUGUACCAGGGUGAAGGGGCACACCAGAUCCUGAGAACCAUUCGGCAUAGAGUGAUCAGAUUGACACAGUUACCUCCAGAGAUAGUGGAGCACAGUGAGCCACUGCAGGUUGUGAAGUACGAUCAAGGCGGGCACUAUCAUGCACAUCACGACAGUGGACCAAUCUACGCAGAGACCAGCUGCUUCCACACAAAGCUAGUAACCAAUGGAUCCAGUCCUUUAGAAACCUCCUGUCGAUAUGUGACAGUGCUGUUUUAUUUGAACAAUGUUUCUGAAGGAGGGGAGACUGCAUUUCCUGUGGCAGACAACAGGACUUAUGAUGAACUGUCCUUAAUGCAGAAUGACGUGGAUUUACGAGAUACACGGCAAAACUGCAAAAGAGCCAACUUGUUGGUGAAGCCUGUGCAAGGCACUGCUCUCUUUUGGUACAACUACCUCUCUAACGGUGAAGGCUGGGUAGGAGAACAAGAUGAGUACUCACUGCAUGGAGGCUGCAUUGUCAUCCGGGGGACCAAAUGGAUUGCCAACAACUGGAUCAACAUCGACCCAGAUAUUCAGCGGCAACUCCAGUUCCAGCAAGCAAUUUCUAGAUAUGCCAGUGAUGAAACUCCUGCGGAAUGGGCAGUCGAUGCCAUUUUCCGGGAUCUGCACGUGGAACUGUGAAUCUGUUGCAAAACAACGAAUGCUGUUGAAUGCUUUGCAAAGACAAACUGCCCCAUUUAUACUCCCUCACCUCAGUCAAGGUUUCAAAGGAAAAGAAAAUGCUGGGGUCAAUUCCUUUUGUUCAGCAACCUUUCAUUUUACCUUCAGCUUUUGACUGCAAUCGCUGGCAAGCUACUUGACAGCAUGUUCCACCUCAAUUGAGUCUGAUCGAGCAAGGUGCAUGUUUUGAGGUCGGAUCAGUGGCUUAUGAUUUGGGAUGGCAAGUCUCGACUUAUUUUGUAUCCUCAGUAUUGCUUUCCCUUUGACCUCUCACCUGCCCAGUCAUGGGGCAAGAGGAAGGACAGACAACUCCUAGUUCUUUUGCCUGAAGUGGGUGUUCAUGAGCGGGCGUGUGUGUGUGUACUCGCACCCAAAAUAUUAAUAUGUUUCUAUUCCACACACUUUGUAUCAAAGCAUUUUAAAAUAUUUAUUUCAGAUUUCCAGUCUUUUUCAACACUUCUUAAAUGAUCUUCCUCCUUUUGCCAAGUAGUGUACCUAGGUAAUUGUAGAGCUCUAACAAUUAAGGUCCCAGCUUUAAUGCCUGGUCUGUAUAAUGUUGUUAUACACUGAUCUUGUUAGAGUGGUUAUGUGGUAACUACCAAUUGGCCUUGGAAUGACCACAUUACAAUAAGGGAAAUCUGUUAAGUUUUCUAUACAUAUAUGGAAAAUCUUGAAGGAGGGUUACACUUGUGUAGAUUAGGCAAGGAUUGAGCAGCAAGGCCUUUGCUUGUCGAAUAGCCUGCUGACACAUACUUUGCUCAGAUAACACGUAGCUAUUUAAGUGAGAUCUUGAAGUGAGUCUGUGGAUUUGCAUUCAAAGUGUUCAAGGAAGGAGCGGUCAGUACUGGGGAGGGGAGUUUCUGUGCUUUCUGUUUAAUAGCAUAGUCUUGCUAGAAUAUGCUAGCCAUCUGUUCAUGCCUUAUCUUAAAGGUCCAGUGGGCCAUUUAAACCACUAUUAAGGAGCUGAACAUGAGCAGGACCUUCCUGAUAUCCAUAGACAUGUGCUUCAGCAAGGGUCACUGGGUAAGGAACAGGACUGGAAUCUUGUUAAUUUCUCUGCUCUGUACUACUAGGCAGAACAUGCUGAUGCACUAUCGUCUGUGUUCCAACCACAGAGCAAUGAUCAAAAAUGAGACUUUUCCAAUCAUUCACGAUUUGAUGCCACAUUGGGUCAUAUUCAAUCAUCAGCCCAGCCAUUGGGGAAGUCAGUACCACUCAAACCUUGCCUGUUUGACCAUGGGCCAUUAGUUAGAGACCGUUUGAGAGAGGGGAAAGUUUCUGUGGAUCUUAUUUGGAUGAAGAGUCUGUAAAAUACUAUUUAUCUCAAAUACAUAGUAACUUAAUAGUACAAGAUACUUUUUAAGAACAGCAUGCAAACUUUCUGCAAAAGUGUUCUUAUUUUGUAUGCUUAGUUGGUGGCAGACAGUGAGGAAGUUUAUUCUUUCUACUUAUAGAAUCUCCCUUUCCCCUCCCCUCCCCCAGACAUGUUCACAUAUACUAUAGGGCAAUCAGUAUGGAAAGGGCUGCUCCUGCUGUUGUACAGAAGCUGCUUGAAAUCAUUGCUUGGUUUUAAAAAUGCUGAUUUGGUGGAUAUAUCUACUGUUACUGCUGUGUGUUUGCAAGGUUAAAGCAUUGUUGCCCAGUUCAGCUCCUCCAUUCCUUACAUUGUUCUAGGAUUAAGCCAUUCUCUCAUGCCUUCUUCCCCCAGUCAUUUCCAAAUGGAAUUCUAUGGCCCGAUACUAAUCUGAGUGAUCAUUGCUCAUUUCUUAGUAGUGUUCCACUGCAGAGCGAACCUCAACCGAGUUGGAUCCUGAUUGUGCUCUCAGCCAAUGUCCACUUUCUGAAGGGACCCCUGAACAAUAGGAAACUUGCUGCUUCUCUCCCCAUUGGAAAUGUAUAAGCAAGAGACACAACCAUACAAAACCAAUCCCAGAAUUUCCAAAGCAACACACACAAAAUGUUGGAGGAAUUUAGCAGGUCAGGUAGCAUCUAUGGAAAUGAAUAAACAGUUGAUGUUUCAGGCCAAAACCCUUCUUCAAGACCAAUAAGUAUUCAAUAAGAAUACUUAUUGGCCCUGAAUUCCUCAAUGGUAAAUAGUAAGUAUUCAAUAAAAAGACUUGCUGGUUUUAUUGCACAGGUAUUCUAACAACCAAAGCACAUCAGCAGCAGGUAUAUUUCCUUAACAGACCUGAAAGUGAUGCUGGUUGGUGAAAUGAUGGGGGUGUGCUUGAACGGAGGCCAAAUGUUCUUCCAGUUAUUGCCCUAGAUGACAUCUGUUAACUCUGUACAACCACGUGCUUACCGAUUGAAAAAUUAUCCAUUAAUCUGAGCGUGUGAUCAUUACAGCACAGUACAGGCCCUUCAACCUACAAUGUUGUGCCGACCUUUUAACCUACUUCGAUUAAUCAAUCCCUCCCCUCUCGCAAUAUACUCUAGACUGUAUAAUAGGAAGUUAGAGUUUCUAAAUGUGAAGAAUCUCCAAUUCACAGACUGUAAUGCACCAAUGGCAUCUAAAUAUGGAACACUUAUAGUCAGUAAAACUGUAGAUUAUUCAAAACAUAUGUAGGUACUUCCCUUCUUACUAACCCUGCCUAAAGAUCUGUUGAAAAAAUAUUAUACCUGCUACUGAUGUUGGAGCACCUCCUGUGAUACAAAGCCAUUUUCAAUAAAUAUUCUAGGAUUUUGGGGCUGUUGUUAAAAUGUUGAACCUCUUAUAUAUGAUUUUUUUGGCUAUUUGAAAUCCACACUAGAUGCCAGCCUUUGUUUGAGCACGUUUCUGCAUCCUACAUUGGCCCUUGCCCAUGAUCCAUGCAUUUUUGACUAAUUAGUGAUCAAGAGUGGGAAAUGCGGCCCUGUUUUCCUCUUUUUGCCCUAGGACAGGUUCAUCUACAUUGGAUGAGGUUGGCCAGGACAUUCCAGGUGAUCAUAACCCAGCACCACAAAGAUCUGUUGUUUACUGACUAAUUUUCAAGAACACCAUAAUCACACAGCGUUAUUGGCUGCAGAAUUGUGCUGUUACAGUCUACAAUGAAACUUUAUAAGUUUGUACAGAGAUGUUAAAGCCCAAUUUCAGUCAUUUGUAAAUAGCCUAAAUGUUCAAGGUAACUGAAGGCUAUAUCAAGUCGGUUCCACUAUUCCCUCACGACUGACUUACUAUUCCCCCUCAAACCCAUUCCGCUCAGUCUUCCUCUCCUGAAGCCGCCCAGCAGAAGCUAUAUCAUUCAACAUACUCAGCUCCCUGUGGUUCUUCAUGUGUUGUAAAUGUGUUCUUAUACUGUUGUAAAUGGAGAUUACAACAGUAUAAAAUGGAUCUGAUAGCCAAAGAGAGCCAUGAUUCACAGGGUAUAUAGGGACAGGAAAAAUUUGAAAGAAAGUUGUUGUUUCUUAGGUGAGCUUAUGGUCUUUUCAGCAAAGGAGGGCAUCACCACGAAGCUUGAUCCUUCAUCCCUUAAACUAGUGGCUCCCAAUCUGGGGUCCAUGCCAUAAAUAAGGUUGGGUCUCCUGCUUUAUACAAAUACAUGAACACAAGCAAUCAUAAGUUAUGUUACCCCUUUUCCUCUCUUCACUCCUUCACACAAGCCCGGGACAUUAAAACUCAUCAAUUGCCAGUCUGAUUAUACUCUGCUGAGCCUAGGAAUCGGUACAUGGGCUUUGCGUUUGCAUCUCCUAACAUCUAACACAAUGGAUUUGUCCACUGAGCCCUGGGUGAAUUUGUUUGUUGUGUGUUUUGUUUAUUUUACAGGGAAAGUGGUACGGUUAGUGUAUCUGGUUUACUGCACAAUGGUGGUUCUGAGUCAAAGCUGGACAUCCCACAUAGUAGUCACAGGUGCAUUGUGGCGACUGCUGUGACUAGCAUGCAACAACUCCAUGCAUUACUCUUUACAUUUGUACAAUAGCAUGCAAACAAAAGAGCACUUGGCAAUUUCAGUCCCAUUUCUCAUUUCUGCAUGGAAUCACUGAGCAAUGAGGGAUGUUACUUGGUCUAAUAUUCUUGUGUCAAUCAUAAGACCGGUUGCCGAUUGUCUUUAUUGUGAGACAGUUUCUUCUCCCCUUUAGGCAUUUACAGUUUACUCUGUAUGUAAAAUUACUGCUGUUUUGUACUGGGGGUGGCACUGUAGUAUAGUGGUUAGCGCAUUGCUUUACAGUGCUAGUGACCAGGGUUCAAUUCUUUCUGCUAUCUGUAAGGAGUUUGUACCUUCUUCCCAUGAUCAUGUAAGGUUCCUCACACAUUCCAAAGAUGUACAGGUUAAUAGGUUAAUUAGUCACAUGGGUGGCAUGGGCUUGUUGGUCCAGAAAGGCCUGUUACCAUGCUGUACCUAUAAAUGAAAAAUGAAAAAAAUUUACUAAGUUCCACCUUUGUUCUGUUUCUUUUGCCAAAUACUUUGCAUUGACAGCCUCUGUUUGCUCAUCCAAAAUUCAAGGUUCAAGUAAAUUUAUUAUCAAAGUACGUAUAUGUCAUCAUAUAUAACCCUGGGAUUUAUUUUCUUGUGGGCAAACAGAGUAAAUAAAAAGAAACACAAUAGAAUGAAUGAAAGACUGUACCCAACAGGCCAGACAAACAUCCGUUGUGCAAAGGCUUAAAGGGAAAUUCCAGGCUGCAGAUUGUAGCGAGAGUCAUUCAGAAGAGGUACAAUAUAUUUAGAAGUUUUGUAGGCAGCCUGCAACAUGGUUCACCGACGCCAUCUUGGGGAAAAAAUUUAACAUGUUAAAACAGUUCAUCCCUAUUAACACAACUUCUCAUCAUUCUCAACACCCUAAAAAUCUCCUUGACAUUAUCCGCAGUAAGGAGAACAACCUCUCCAGUCAUCAAUCUGAACUUUUGCAAUUUGUUUAAAUCACAGGUUUUCUUGAUUGUUAUAAAUUAAAUUAAAUUCUAUUUAAAAGCAAUUGUUAUAAAAUAAAUUAAAUUCUAUUUAAAAGCAAUGUCAAAAUUUAAUGCCCAGUGAUAGAUUGUAUAUUUAUUUAGUACAUUUUAAGAAAGUCACACCUUAUAUUUUGAAUUGAUUUAUCAUAUUUAUCUCAUUAUCUUUGAAUAUUGUUUUAAAGAAGUCAGUUCUAAUAUUUAUACAGUUCCACCCAUUGUUUGAGAUGCUGAAUUAUUUAUUAAAGUGUGAUAAUGUUUUAAUCCUUUAUAUUUAAUUUGUAUUCUUCAGGAAUGUAUUUUGUAGCAGGGAAUCUUCCCAAUGUCUUUAUUAUUUAAUUUGUAGCUCUUGCACUCGAUUUCCCCCAAGAUUCUCUUGGGUUACUCAGGUAACAUGUGUCAGCUUGUUCUGAAUAGAGCAACAUGUUUCUUGUCUGUACUGCAUGUGUAUUGUAUUCUGUCUGCCUGUCUCUGUGUUGACUUGAGAACUGCUGUGGAAUCCUCACCAACAAUAAUCAAAAUAAAAGUUUUAAACUGA